GGAGUGGCCUGUAGAGAAGAACUAGCUUUGAGGAAGUGUUGGUUUAUAGAGAACCGAGGGAGGUUCCGACAUGGCAGACGAGACCCUGUUUGAGCUCUUGCACAUGGAGAUGGUUUCUCAUGUAUACGAGCACGUGGAGGAGGAUGAAGAGGAUCAUGGGAAACACACACGUGUCUUAGAGGGUAUGGGGUUUCGUGUGGGCCAAGGACUUAUCGAAAGGUUGACCAAGGAUAGCCCAUCUUUCAAAGAUGAUCUGGAAGUUGUGAAGUUUGUUUGUAAGGAUUUUUGGACAAUUCUCUUUAAGAAACAAAUUGAUAAUCUACGAACAAACCAUCAGGGUACCUAUGUUCUACAAGACAACAGGUUUAUGCUACUGACACAACUUUCCUCAAGUAAACAAUAUUUGGAGGAAGCACCAAAGUUCUUACCCUACACCUGUGGUCUUAUUAAAGGAGCACUCUCAAAUUUAGGGAUUAGUUGUACAGUUUCAGCAGAGGUUGUUGUAAUGCCAGCCUGUAAAUUCCAAGUUGUUAUUUCAAGGACAUAGUUGGACUAAAGAAGAGGACUUUUUGCUUUUUCUGGGAGUACAAAUAUAUCUAGGAUGGAAAGCAAUAAUAUGGGCUAUGCAAUAUUUUAGAUUUAAGGAGUGUUAUUUUAAGAGGGGACAUGCUGCCUUGAUUUCUAACUUAUUGACUCAUUGCUGAAGACCCCCAGCCUGCUCUGAAUCAACAUAUACCCCUACCUCUUCAAACCUUACUGCCGGGUUUGCUACCUAAUGGCAGUGCAGGGGGAUUAACAGCUGCCAUGUGACUUCUGCCUGGACUCCACAUAUCAAUAGUCUUUUAGUGCACAUGCAUCUGCCUAUCUGUGGUCUUGGCCCAGGGUCAGCAAUCUGCACAGUCCAGGCUGGAAAUGAAAUUGACAUGCCACUAAGCCUGCUGUGAUUUGGAUAGGCAAAACCAGCAAACAGUUAUGUUUGGAGGAGGUGGAUUCAUGGGAUUGGAAAAUAAGCUUGAAGUCAACAAGUUAAAAUGAGGGGGGUUUCCUGCUUAAAAUGUUUUAAUUUAAUUAACAAUUACCCAAUUUGGGGAUAAACCUCAGGAAUUUUCACUAUACAAGCAGAAACAUGAGUAUCAGGCAUAAAAUUUCAGAUUCUCUAAUCUGUAAACAAAUAGAAAGUUGGAUUAUAACUCUUAAUGGGUAUGUUUUUAGGAGUUAGGCAGGUACUCAUGUAAUCUAAUGUGAACAGGAGUGAGAAAAGCAAAAACAGUUUAUUAGUAAGGUACAUAAAAUCAGCCUCUUAUAUUGUUUCUUUGGGGAAAAAAAUAAGUUCAAAUGUAUAAUAUGGUAGUAUGAAGCAUGUGACCUAAAGCUGAUGCCUGACUUACCUUUUUAGUUACCAACAUGCUUCUGCCUUCACUUCUGUUGGGGACAAAUAAUAACCCUGUAAAAGACAAUAACCACUAUUCUUGUAUACUGUUAUUUAAUGUGGUUUACUAAGCUAGCAAAAAGGAUUGACAGUAAGGCUGCCACUUCUCUAUAGUGUUUUUCUGUACAUUAUUUUUAUACUAAAUAUUGACUGCUGUGGAGUUCAUGUAUUCUUGCUGUAUUGCAUUAUAUGUGUAUGAGUGGGCUAUUGUACUGUGGGUAAAAACUGGCUUGGCCAUUAUAUAUGGAAGCAUCAUUUUGAACAAUAAUAUGAACAGGGUUUAAAACUUUUAAGCCUUGUGAGUGGAGAUUAUCUUUGCGUCACUGGGAAAAAAUAAAUAAAUACAUACAUACAUGUA
This is a messenger RNA of Xenopus tropicalis (tropical clawed frog), 1787 nucleotides long. It is a transcript of the gene trappc6a, whose product is annotated as trafficking protein particle complex subunit 6A. The record is from RefSeq and is marked validated. Gene Ontology annotation, cellular component: endoplasmic reticulum; Golgi apparatus. NCBI's taxonomy places the organism in Eukaryota, Metazoa, Chordata, Amphibia, Anura, Pipidae. Gene Ontology annotation, biological process: Golgi vesicle transport.